This is a messenger RNA of Varroa destructor (honeybee mite), 2860 nucleotides long. RefSeq names its product RAS oncogene family member Rab7 (gene Rab7). Gene Ontology annotation, biological process: phagosome-lysosome fusion; endosome to lysosome transport. The record is from RefSeq and is a predicted model, not a curated record. Gene Ontology annotation, molecular function: GTP binding; GTPase activity. Gene Ontology annotation, cellular component: phagocytic vesicle; lysosome; late endosome. NCBI's taxonomy places the organism in Eukaryota, Metazoa, Arthropoda, Arachnida, Mesostigmata, Varroidae.
GCCCUAGAGCAAUGUUAUUUCUAUGAAUAUUUAGUAGUUGUGAUUAUGAUCGAUCGUGUGCUAAUGUAAAAUCAGUUGCUGUUUCUCGCUAUUUCUUGUUCAGCUAAGCUCAUGUCAGUAGUCCAACGCAAGGCAGAGAAUGUUAUGGCUAACUAAAGUGCCAGCGGUAGCCCGUAAGUAAGUUAGAUUCCAGUCAGCUCCAGGACCAAAAGCAAAAAUGUCGUCCCGAAAGAAGGUGCUUCUUAAAGUUAUCAUCCUCGGUGACUCUGGUGUCGGCAAGACGUCUCUUAUGAACCAGUACGUGAACAAGAAAUUCUCGUCACAAUAUAAAGCUACCAUCGGAGCAGAUUUCCUAACAAAGGAAGUUAUGGUCGACAACAAACUUGUCACCAUGCAGAUUUGGGAUACGGCAGGACAGGAACGAUUCCAGUCUCUCGGAGUGGCAUUUUAUCGAGGUGCAGAUUGCUGCGUGCUCGUCUAUGAUGUGACAUCUCCAACGACCUUCAAAAGUCUUGAAAGCUGGCGCGAUGAGUUCCUUAUUCAAGCUUCACCCAGAGACCCCGAGAAUUUCCCCUUCGUCGUCAUUGGAAACAAGAUCGACCUUGAGAACCGGUCUAUCAUGCAGAAGCGCGCACAGUCGUGGUGUCAAUCAAAGAAUAGCAUUCCCUAUUUUGAAACCUCGGCCAAGGAAGCACUUCAUGUCGACGAAGCGUUCGCAACGGUGGCACGGAAUGCCCUCGCUCAGGAAACCGAGGUCGAACUGUACAAUGAAUUCCCUGAUCAAAUUAAACUGUCGCCCGGGCUGUCUGGCGGAGUGCGCCAGGACAACUGUGGAUGCUAGAGUCAUGACCAUAUUAUCAUUAUGGGCGAUGGCCACAUUUGUAAUGCAGGAUAGCUAGGCAAGCGAACGUGGUGAAGGAAAGACACACACAGAAAAAAUUAUCUUUAGAGGCAGCAGCAAUUCGUUUAACGAGUAAUGCAUGGCUGAUAAUUGCGGACAAUACGAUCGCUUGAGGGGAGUAUCGGCCGGUUUGUCGAAAAUAAAUUAGUGCGGCGCGAUUAAGGCAACUUUUCCUUGUUGCGCCCAAAAUCUCGACCCAAGUGAAGCACUCGUGUCAUCGCUUUGUAUAGCUGCUGUUCUAGAGCAUCCUUGCUUCUUUGGCACAUGAAACGCACGGAGAAAUAUAAAAUGUUAUCAAAGCCAUCGAACCUCAAGGCGAGAGCCUGGAAAAACGCUAUAACUUUAUGGUAGGGAAGUUUAUGGGGAAGAAAGCGCCGCUACGUCGUUUGCCGAACCAAAACAGCCCUAUAGAAAGAGAUGGAUGCUAUCCAUGGUAACUGAACGCAUAGACAUUUGAUCAUAUGAUACGAUGAUUGAUAAGUUUGUUGGUAACUACUGCGGCGAAUAGAUACAGAAAAGACACAUAGUAAUAAGAACAGAAAAAUAUAUUUCGACACACACACACAGACACAUAUUAGGUACAUUUGAACAAAAACAAUACAGCAAAUCGAUAGUUGCUAUUCACAGUUGUAAACGUAAAAGAUUAGUUAACGAGAUGUUUUUGGGUGUAACACACACGUCUGUUUAGAAAAUGACUUCAGCUUUCACUGGAGUUUUGCUAAGGCCUGAUUGGUCCCUGUUGUGGUGUUUGUCCAUAAAAGCUGCUCCCUAUCUCCUCAUUAUUGGUGGUAAAAUCUAAACAAGUAAGAGGAAAACGGAAGGCUGCAAAAAACUGUAUAGUGCGCAAAUAAAUCUACUAUCUAAUAAUGUAAAGGUAUGAGUAGCCAAAACAACAGACGUAGUGUCGUACAAGGACGGUGAGCAAACUAGGUCGUCGCAGGACUAAUAUUAUAUAGACGGAUAAUAACGAUUGAAAACAAAAGGCGAAGAUGAUGAAAAUAUAAUAAUAAUAUAUAUAUAUAUAUAUAUAUAUAUAUAUAUAUAUAUAUAUAUAUAUAUAUGUAACGUAAUUACAAUUAUGAUUUCUUAAGACGGGUGGGUCGAUGCGGAAGGGCCGCAAGAGAUUAUAUCGUGGGUUAUCUCAGAUAUAUAUAUGUGAAACAAGUCAGGGCUCGCAGGUGUGUGUAUAUACAGAUAUUACGCUGACUGAAGAUUACGGUGGUCAAGAUAUAGGCGCCGGUCAUGAAAGUGAUAAUGAUGGCGCUGCUUACGAUAGUGAAAAUUAAUAGCAGACGAGAAGAGCACACAGAAGCAGACGAGAAUACGAGCAGAAAGAUAUAUCCUAGAUGGACUUCAGACAUGGGUUCAAUAAAAGUAGGUGACAUCAAUUAACUGGCCCCAGGAAACUUUUGGUCCAUUUUAAAAGACAGACAAGUAACAACAUAAACAUCGUUGAAAAAUGCCACCUAGCACACAUGAAUAUUCGACAGCGAGAAAACUACGACAGCUGAACGGAAAACUAAAAGUUAUGACUGAAGCUAAACGUAAUGUUAAUGAAGUAAUCAAUAACCACUAAAAAACUUUUUCAAGUCUUACCGUGAUGACGAAAUUUCAUUCAAUUCUGGGAAACGGGAUAGGGCAGAAGCUGACAGUGUUAAAAGCUACUACAACAAAUUAUUGACCCGUUGUUCAUGGUGGUAGUGGCAUAGUGCGGGCAUAACAAUGAUGAGGUUUCUAUUGAAAGGGAGAAACGUGUAUGACGUUGAGGAUUUCGAAUGUCACCGUAACGAACAGACAAUAUAAAAACAAAAUAAGAACGAUAAAUAACAUAAAUAUGCACGAAAACAAAGGAAAAAAUGGAAAAGAACGAAAUCAGGUCAUACUAGGAAAAGGAAAGAUUGAGAGAAUAUAUGAUGAUUGCUUAUUACAAUUACCCAAUAAAACUAUUGAUAUUAUUAA